Molecule: messenger RNA, 1208 nt
Organism: Rhincodon typus (whale shark)
Lineage: Eukaryota; Metazoa; Chordata; Chondrichthyes; Orectolobiformes; Rhincodontidae
Product: lysine-specific demethylase 4A-like
Exons: 8
Coding region: 141-1208 (355 amino acids)
Biological process (GO): chromatin remodeling
Cellular component (GO): nucleus
Molecular function (GO): histone H3K36 demethylase activity; histone H3K9 demethylase activity
Source: RefSeq, a predicted model, not a curated record
UUGGCUGGUAUUGGGAGUCCGAUGCUGAUUGGGUUUUGGUGGCUGGAAAAAGGCGGGUCGAAAUGUCAGUUUUUUUAACAAAUGAAGACGGGAGGGCGUUGAGGAAACAGGCGACGUUUGGGUGAGUGACAUUGGCAACCAUGGCAUCAGAUUCUGGAGUGACCAAUCCCAGCUGUCGGAUAAUGACUUUUUAUCCUACGAUGGAAGAGUUCAAAAAUUUCAGUCGAUACAUUGCAUAUAUAGAGUCACAAGGAGCCCACCGUGCUGGGCUUGCAAAGGUUGUUCCACCUAAAGAAUGGAGGCCUUGUAAAAGUUAUGAUGAAAUUGAUGAUCUGGUGAUUCCAGCCCCAAUUCAACAGGUGGUGACAGGCCAGUCAGGCUUGUUCACACAAUACAACAUCCAGAAGAAGCCCAUCACUGUACGCGAGUUCCGAAAAAUUGCUAACAGUGAUAAAUACUGCACCCCUCGCUAUUCAGACUUUGAUGAUCUGGAGCGCAAGUAUUGGAAAAAUCUCACAUUUAAUGCACCAAUCUAUGGUGCAGAUGUCAAUGGUACAUUGUAUGAUGAGGGUGUGACUGAAUGGAACAUUGGGCAUUUGAACACAAUCCUGGAUGUGGUCGAAAAAGAGAGUGGUAUCACAAUUGAAGGUGUCAAUACACCAUAUCUCUAUUUUGGAAUGUGGAAAACCACCUUUGCUUGGCACACGGAGGACAUGGACCUCUACAGCAUUAACUACCUGCACUUUGGUGAACCCAAGUCUUGGUACACUGUUCCACCAGAGCAUGGAAAACGAUUGGAACGUCUAGCUAAAGGUGCAGCAGCCUAUGGAGAAGCCGACGUGGGCACCUCCAUGGUGUGGACAGGCAUGCAGCCUUAUGCAGAUACAAUGGAGAAGGCUACUUCCAUCUCUUCCCCAGCCACAGGAAAAUUGGCAAAUUUACUCGAGGAAGCGGUCUUCACCAACUUAAACAGGGCCACCAAGUAUCAGGAAUCUGUUGCAACUGACAAUUGGUAUAAGUUAUCCUUUACCAAAAUGGCGGCGGAGCGUCACUCUCGUUGGUGUCAGAGGCGUUGGAUGCCGUCCGUAUUAGGAUCAACACAGGACUGCGCAGGCUUCGGAUUCCUCAUUCCACUGGAGCUGCUGUGCAGGGGGGGCAAGAGGGGGAGGGAUUUGUGCGUAGAAGCCAAGUGGCCUUCGGAAAGCUAA